AUGAUCAGGACGGCCAUGAGCGAGCUCAAGGGAGCUCGCGCCCCAGAUUGCUUGAUUGCUUUGGCGGCGGAACUCCUAGUGACCGCUGUUCCUGAAAAGAAGCAGAGCGACUUUGAUGGCGAGAAGCUGGUGUUGGUGGAUCGAUCACGUGGCACGGGACCUCCAUUGUUUCGCAUUGUUCAGCUUGAACACAAAAAAAAGCAACUCAGGGUGGACAACAUCUCUUCUGCCAGCUCGGUGACGUUGCUCAAGCUGUGGGGCACCAGCUAUUUGGUUUGUGCUGUGAAUCGCAACCUGCUGAUCUACGACUACCAGGAACAGGUGACGAAGUUCACCAUUUGGGGCGGCGGCUCUGAGAUCAUGGCCAUCGAUGCGCAAGACCUGGAAAUCCUGGGCACGUUGGACCGAGAGGCGGUGGCGAAGCUUUGGAAUGGCCGCACCGGGGAAUGCAUCGCCUCGGUGCAAGUACCAGAUGCUCACUACCAUAUGGGCUAUCCCUACUGCCUUUGCGUCAGUGGGCACCGCUUGAUCUUGUCGGCCGACGAGGGCGUGUUCCUCGCGGAGCUCGAUGACGCCCCAGACGUGCCGUGA
Durusdinium trenchii is the source of this 591-nucleotide messenger RNA. NCBI's taxonomy places the organism in Eukaryota, Dinophyceae, Suessiales, Symbiodiniaceae. The record is from the annotation of a GenBank genome assembly.